GGGAGGAGAGGUGCCCAGCGCCACCGACCCGCGCUGCUGCUGGCCUCGGCCCCACCCCCGCGGUGGGUCCCAGCCCUGCCUGUCCCGGCCAGUGCUGGGAGAGCCGGCGCUUGCGGCUGCGGGCGGUGCGACGCAGUGGGCCCAGCCCCGGCUCGGAGCGGACAGGGAGAGUGGACCUCAGGUCAGACCCGCGGCCCCUCACCCGGGGCCUGGGGAUUCCCCCGGCCGGGCCCUCCUGUCGCUACCACCCCUAGCCUCUCCCGCUGAGCUCUGCGCCCCAGAGAGGAUUAAGAUCCAGGGAAGCAGGGAGCUCCCUUUGUCCAAGGAGGCGGCCAGCCGCAUGGGCAGUGGGGCCACCCACUGGGACAGUCCCGAUGUCGGAAGCGAGUGAGCAGGCUGGCUGACCACAGGUGGUCCCGCAGCAUCGGCAUGAACUCCAGGACCCUGUCCGCUAGGGGCUGGUUCAGCACCCGCCCGUCCACCCCCGAGCCCAACCUCGAGCCUGCCACGGACGGGCCGGCCUCUGCCACCACCACCCUCAGCCCAGAAGCCACCAGCUUUAAUGGCACCAGAAUGCCAGACGUGGGUAGCGGCACAGCCGGCGUGGGCACCAUGCUUCUGUCCUUCGGGAUCAUCACGGUGAUUGGCCUGGCCGUGGCCAUGGUCUUGUACAUCAGGAAGAAGAAGAGGCUGGAGAAGCUGCGCCACCAGCUCAUGCCCAUGUACAACUUCGACCCCACGGAGGAACAAGACGAGCUGGAGCAGGAGCUGCUGGAGCACGGGCGGGACGCGGCCUCCGCGCUGGCUCUGCACGGCAAGACCACGCUCCCGUCUCAGGGCCCCCUGCAGAGGCCCAGCCGGCUGGUGUUCACUGACGUGGCCAACGCCGUCCAUGCGUGAGCGGCCCGGGGACAGGCCUGGACCCCUGGUGAAGACACCGGCCUCCGCGGCGGCCUGCUCUCGGGACCUACCCUGCCGAGGCCCCUGCUGACCUGCGGGCCCACCUGCCGCCUCUCCGGGCUGGGCAUCUGGCCACCGGCGUCCCCUGACGUGAGGGUCCCAGCGUGGAGGACACCCCUCCUCCCAAGAAGGCUGAGAGCCACUGCCGGCUUCCUCGUGUGCUGCCCAGACCCCUCGCAUCAGGGCCUGCCCCCGUGGUGCGGGGGCGGGGGGGUGGGGAGUGGGGGAGACGCCUGUCUUUGGAAUCUGGAGCCUCCUCUGGGGCCGGAGAGGCGACCACCUGGCCUCGGGGACAGGGUAUGGCGGUGCCCAGGGUGUAGCCGAAGCUGCCCCACGCAGGGGCAGCGGCACUGAGGAGGGCUACUGGUAGCCAGAGUCGGCUCAUGGUGCAGCGUCCAGGGGGUCUCCCCACCGCCCCUUCCCGGCGGCCAGCCAGUGGCCAGGCCUAAAUGGGGAUGGCAGCCGAGGGGGAAGGACAGUGGGGGGACAGGCGAGGAAGCCGGGGCACAGGCGGGGCCCAGACCUGCGGAAAGGCCUCCUGCACGUGCACGGGCCUGCCCACGCACAGCCGUGCGCCCGUCCCAGCACCGGGGCCCAGAUGCAGACCCUCUGCCCCGGCGCCACCCUCGAGUUGCCCAGCACCCCAGGGUGUGUGGAGGAGCGUGGGGUGCGGCCCCUUCUUCCUUCAGUGUCCAGGGGCUGAGGGAGAGGAGAGGGAAGGGGGAGGGUGCCGCUGCCCCCCACCCGUCGGCACUGGGCUCCAAGAGCCAGGGAACCUGCUUCUGCCGCCGGUUCCCUGUCUUGCCACAGCAAGGGGGGCUGGGGGGGGGCACUGGGCUGAGAGCUGAGGCCGCAGGCCGUGGGCUGGUGGGGGGUGUUCUGACAGCCUGAGGUGGGUGAGGUGGGGAUCACCUCUUGGGUAACCUGGUCUGUUUUCUGAUCAUAGCACCCCCCCACCCCCCCAUUCCUCUCAGGAACCCUACCAGUCUGGGGGGUGUUGGCGAGGCACUGG
Molecule: messenger RNA, 1972 nt
Organism: Phyllostomus hastatus (greater spear-nosed bat)
Lineage: Eukaryota; Metazoa; Chordata; Mammalia; Chiroptera; Phyllostomidae
Gene: CUNH3orf18
Product: chromosome unknown C3orf18 homolog
Exons: 5
Coding region: 430-900 (156 amino acids)
Source: RefSeq, a predicted model, not a curated record